AUGUCCAACAACACACCAAAACCCAGCCCAAAAACCCCCACAGACCUAGGAAUCCUCCAGGCCUCCCACUCGCACCUCUCCACGGCAGCCCAGCUCCUCGACGGCUUCGUCCACCGCAACAAGAACCAGCACCGCGGCACGCGAUGGUGGGGGCCCUUCGACAUGCUGCGCCGCAGCGUGCGCAAGCUCGCGCCUGACCUGGGGGACGCGGUGCAGCGCGCCGAGUACCUGUCAUCAUCAUCUUCCGUCGUGCCUGCGACAAAGCGGAGGAAACCCAACGACAAGGGGGCCGUGGCGAAGCUGCCGGGGCUGGAGCGGGUCGAGGCGAGGGCGCAGUGGGUGCAUGAUGUGGCCGUCGUCAAGGCAUAUGAGGCAUUCACGCAGCUCCUGGCGGACAGGCAGUUCGCCCAGCUGGGCCUGAUGCUCAUCGGCGUGCUGGCGCAGGUGGAGGCGGCCGUCGCCCCAUUCGUGAGGCCCGCCGAGCCGGAGGAGGGCGUUGAUGAGACCGAUGCGGCCGGGCCGGCCCCCGUGCAACAGGUGAGGGUAGCCGGCAUUGCCGCCAAGGGCGGUGGCGUGCCGCCUCCGGUGGUCAGGGGCGUUGAGCAGGAGGACGACCUGGGAGUAGCCAUCUCGAGAGACGAGCUCGGCGACGAUGACGACGAUGGGGAAGGCGACGGCGGUGUUGUCUCGAGGCCCCGGUAUUCGUCACCACCACCACCCAAGCACGCGCCUAGCAAGGAGAGGAGGCCCGAGAAGGGCGAGGGCAAAGGGAAGAAGCGGUCCAGGACGGAGGAUGCUGGGGCAUCUAGGAUAGGCAAGUCAGAGAAGCCGACACGGCCGGAGUCAUCGAAGGAGGAGAAGAAGGCCAAGAAAAAGAAAAAGAAGAAAGGAGGCGAUGAGUUUGACGACCUGUUCAGCUCUCUCAUGUAG
Messenger RNA from Diaporthe batatas, 930 nucleotides. RefSeq lists its product as uncharacterized. Gene Ontology annotation, biological process: nuclear-transcribed mRNA catabolic process, RNase MRP-dependent; maturation of 5.8S rRNA from tricistronic rRNA transcript (SSU-rRNA, 5.8S rRNA, LSU-rRNA). Gene Ontology annotation, molecular function: rRNA primary transcript binding. The transcript has 2 exons. NCBI's taxonomy places the organism in Eukaryota, Fungi, Ascomycota, Sordariomycetes, Diaporthales, Diaporthaceae. Gene Ontology annotation, cellular component: ribonuclease MRP complex. The coding region runs from base 1 to 930 and encodes 309 amino acids. The record is from RefSeq and is a predicted model, not a curated record.